Xylaria bambusicola is the source of this 1625-nucleotide messenger RNA. RefSeq names its product 26S proteasome regulatory subunit rpn-8. Bases 330 to 1376 code for a protein of 348 amino acids. The transcript is spliced from 4 exons. Gene Ontology annotation, biological process: proteasome-mediated ubiquitin-dependent protein catabolic process. Gene Ontology annotation, molecular function: protein binding; metallopeptidase activity. Lineage: Eukaryota; Fungi; Ascomycota; Sordariomycetes; Xylariales; Xylariaceae. Gene Ontology annotation, cellular component: proteasome regulatory particle; proteasome complex. The record is from RefSeq and is a predicted model, not a curated record.
GCCACGCGAGCGCGUCAGCCACAGUAGAUUGACUUCUUCAGCCUCAACAGUAUCUACACCUACCUAGGUACAUAUCUUGCCCCCGGCCAACGCCCAACUAAACCCAUGUAGGCUUAACAAGGCAGCCUCACAGUUACGACACACAGCUACAGCCUUCUGCCGUCACCUAAUCAGUGCUGUCACCGAUUCACACAUCAUCCAUACCUCCCUCGUAUCAAAUCACUGCAUACCUCUCCUCCACGCCCGGACACGGCCCACGCACGUAACUGAAUACUCCAGCUUCAAUCUCAAAUCAUCGGCGCUAGGGCUGUCUGUCUCUCUGGUAAACAAUGCCGUCUACUACUGCGGAGACGCUCUCGUUCGUCAGCAGAAAUGUCACCGUCGCACCCCUCGUUUUAUUGUCCGUCGUGGAUCAUUACAACCGAGUAGGCAAGGGAACACGCAAGAGAGUCGUUGGUGUAUUACUUGGCCAGAAUGAUGGAAAGAACGUCCGGGUGUCAAACAGUUUUGCAGUGCCCUUCGAGGAAGAUACCGAUGACCCUUCGGUCUGGUUCCUCGAUCAUAACUAUGUGGAGAAUAUGAACGACAUGUUCAAGAAGGUCAACGCACGAGAGAAGUUAAUAGGCUGGUACCACUCCGGACCCAAGCUCCGCGCUUCCGAUCUGGAGAUCAACGAGCUCUUCAAACGAUACACACCGAAUCCUUUACUUGUCAUUAUUGAUGUCCAGCCCAAGGAGUCCGGCGUACCAACAGAUGCGUAUUUUGCUGUGGAAGAGAUCAAAGACGACGGAACAACUACAUCGAAAACAUUCGUACAUACACCAUCCACUAUUGAGGCUGAGGAAGCCGAAGAAAUCGGCGUCGAGCACCUCCUCAGGGAUAUCCGUGAUGUCGCCAUCGGCACCCUAUCAACUCGCAUCACAAAUCAGCUGCAAUCACUACAAGGACUGCACCUACGUUUGCGCGAAAUCCAGACAUACUUGCAGAAGGUACAAGACAAACAAUUACCGGUGAAUCAUGCUGUUCUCGGAAACCUCCAGGAUAUAUUCAACCUUCUCCCCAACCUCUCCACGCCGAAGCCAGGUGGUGAUUCAAAGAGCUCCAACGUUGGUGAAUUAGGUUAUGCAAUGAGCGUCAAGACGAACGAUCAGCUGUUAGCGAUUUACCUCAGUAGUCUGAUUAGAGCCAUCACCGCUUUCCACGACCUCAUUGAAAAUAAGAUUCAAAACAGACAGCAACAAGAAGAGAAGGAAGCGAAGAAAGAAGAAGCUGCUGCGGAGAAGGAGAAGAGCGAAAAGGAGAAAAAGGAAGCCAGUGCGAACGGUUCUAGUACUGACUCGGGGGAUAAAACUUCCGACAAAGAAAAGAAGAAAUAGAGCGUUCCCAAACUGAACGUCCAUACCGAGAUACUACAGAGCGGCACGAAAUGAGCAGCGAUCAAAGCCUUGCCUGGGGCGACGGUGACAUUGUAUAAUAUCCUGGCUUCGAUCAAAAGGAGAUCAAGAGCCGCCUAGACUGGGCGGACAGGUUCUAGGCUAAUAGACAAUAAACCAGGCACGAGUGACGAAUAACAAGCCAGUUUUGUUCUUACAGCACUUCAGUCGUGCCCUAGCUUCAUAUAAUAC